This is a messenger RNA of Solanum dulcamara, 1178 nucleotides long. RefSeq lists its product as uncharacterized. The record is from RefSeq and is a predicted model, not a curated record. The coding region runs from base 8 to 964 and encodes 318 amino acids. Lineage: Eukaryota; Viridiplantae; Streptophyta; Magnoliopsida; Solanales; Solanaceae. Gene Ontology annotation, molecular function: protein binding. The transcript has 6 exons.
CUUGGUCAUGGCUGAUUUCUACAACGAAGAUGGAGUUUCAACAUCCAUUUCAGAAAUGCCCCCUACUCAUUACACAAUCAAAAUUCAGUCUCUCUCUCUUUUAAAAAAGAACAAUAUUGAGAAAUACACCUCUCCUUAUUUCGAAGCUGGUGGAUAUAAAUGGAAGUUGGUGUUUCAUCCAAAUGGAAACAAAAGCAAGAAUAAAGCAGGGAAGUAUGUUUCUGUGUAUCUGAUGAUGGCGGAGGCAACCUCACUUGCACCUGCAGGUUGGGAGGUCCAUGUCGGCUUUCGGCUCUUUUUGCUUGAUCACAACAAUGACAAUUACUUGGUCCUCCAAUAUACAUCUACUGAAAAGGGAAGAAGAUUCCAUGCUAUGAAGGUGGAAUGGGGAUUUGAUCGAUUCAUGAGUCAAGAAGCUUUCAACAAUCCAGAAAAUGGGUAUGUUGUAGAUGACAUGUGUGUCUUAGGAGCAGAGGUAUAUGUAUGUCAAGAAAAGUUCCGAGGUAGAGAAGACUGUCUCUCCAUGGUGAAAGACCCCAUUAGCUAUAAGCACACCUGGAAGAUCGGCAAGUUCUCUGCUCUUACUGCAGAUUGUGAAGACUCUCAGACCUUCAUGGCAGCAGAACACAAAUGGAAGAUACAGGUAUACCCCAAGGGCAAAGGGAGUGGUACAGGCAGCCAUCUAUCACUAUAUUUGGCAUUGGCAGAACCAACCAGCCUUUCUCAGGGUUGUCAAAUAUAUGCAGAUUUUACAAUGCGUAUCCUUGAUCAAGCUAAUGCCAAACAUUACAUAGGCAAAGCCAACUAUUGGUUCAGUGGAUCACAGACGUUUUGUGGAUGGCCAAGAUUUAUAUCAAUUGGGUAUUUCAGUUUGCCAGGAGCCGGUUUUCUGGUCAGAGACACUUGUGUUAUAGAGGCUGAAGUCACUGUGCAUGGGGCUACUACUAAUAAGAUUAUGCUCUAAUUAGUACAAAGAACUUGACCAUGACACCAAUUAUUGUAGAGAGAAUAUUUUCUCCACUCUUUGGACAGACCAGAUAGAAGAAAAUUGAAGCCACAAGUCUCAUUCUGACAAUAAUUCUAAUGCUGACACAUUCAUCAUGCCAAUUUGGCAUGCCAUGCUAGUCCCAGUGUUCUUUCUCGUACUAGUUACGCAAAUGAACUACUACAAUUUGGUA